Molecule: messenger RNA, 1289 nt
Organism: Scleropages formosus (Asian bonytongue)
Lineage: Eukaryota; Metazoa; Chordata; Actinopteri; Osteoglossiformes; Osteoglossidae
Gene: dctpp1
Product: dCTP pyrophosphatase 1
Exons: 1
Coding region: 85-585 (166 amino acids)
Biological process (GO): DNA protection; dCTP catabolic process
Cellular component (GO): cytosol
Molecular function (GO): dCTP diphosphatase activity
Source: RefSeq, a predicted model, not a curated record
UGUUUCCUUUUAUGAUUGUGGCGGGAGUUUGUAUGGUGUUUUGGCGAGAGAACUUUGUAAGUUUGGAUUUCUUUUUCAAGCAGAAUGUCUGAGAACGCAGAGAAGACAGAACACGUCGCGCAGCUCAGCGGAUCUUCCGUCGUAAACGGCUCCGAACCCUCCGCAGAUAGAGGACUGAGAGUGACAAAGACUGAGGGCGGCCAGCAGCCAUUCUCCUUCAGCGCCGAACCCUCUAUGGAAGAAAUCCGCAGGCUCCAGGGAGAAUUUACCGCCGAACGCGACUGGAACCAGUUUCACCAGCCGCGCAGCCUGCUGCUGGCGCUGGUAGGCGAGGUGGGCGAACUGGCCGAGCUGUUCCAGUGGCGCGCCGACGCAGCCGAGGGGCUGCCGGGCUGGACCGAGGCGGAGCGCGAGCGGCUGGAGCACGAACUUAGCGACGUGCUCAUCUACCUGCUCGAGCUCGCCGAGAAGUGCCGCGUGGACCUGCCGCGUGCCGCGCUGCGCAAGAUGGCGCUGAACCGCGCGAAGUACCCGGCGAGUCGCGUGCGCGGCUCUGCCCGGAAGUACACGGAGUAUGAGGACUGACUGAGGCCCGCCAAGGCUUAGGCGCUUUCAGAGUUGAUUUUUUUUUUCUUAUAUUUUAACCUUUUUUAUUCAUAUGACUGCAAGCCAAUAACUAUCAAUUGCCCGGUAGUCUGUUUAAAUCUCAGUGAGUUAUGAUUUAUCAUAUCCAACACUUGACUUUAUCUGUGUAAUUCUGUUUUCUGCAGGUACCGUACACAGUGACUGAGGUUUUAUACUUCCAUAAAACUUAUUGCUUUUGCCUUAUCUUACAUUUGAUGUUCAGCAAAGUCCAAAAUACCAAGCUUCAUAAGUUUUCCUUGAUUGUAUAUCUAGCGUAGUACACGUUGGUUGUGACAUUGGCCUGCUGUGUUUAUUGAAGUUGAGUUCAGUUUUUAACACACUGACCCAGUGUGUGUGUGUUUGAGUGAGAGACUUAGGUUUGAUCAGGUCAUCAACAUCUUGCUGCUAUGUUGUCUCGAAUGCUGCAACAGCCAUCAGAAUGCAAUGGAGAAAAGUAUGAUAAAUGGUUUUUUGUUACUGAAUGUUUUCACCUUGUCCCCCCCACCCCCGGACCUGUCAUUCAUAAAUCUGGAGGGAUUGUCCAACAAACGUGGUAAACUGCUGUUGCACAAGAAGCGAUACAAGAGUUUGCAUCUGUGACCAUGUGUUUGUGUGGAAACAUUAAAAUGCACGGGAAUGAGUGGUGUGUAGAUGAUUGAUGCAUU